Messenger RNA from Daphnia pulicaria, 1179 nucleotides. RefSeq lists its product as uncharacterized. The coding region runs from base 330 to 875 and encodes 181 amino acids. The transcript is spliced from 3 exons. The record is from RefSeq and is a predicted model, not a curated record. Lineage: Eukaryota; Metazoa; Arthropoda; Branchiopoda; Diplostraca; Daphniidae.
CAAGUUAGUACGCAUUGCAUGGGCUCGGCUAUUAGCAGCUGGCGCUCUAAACACUCUUGCGGGACAAGCUGUUGAGAAGAAAAACAACAGCAUUUCUCUUUCUUUGAAAUCUUCUUUUACGCAGAGCAGGUACUACUCCCUGCUGAGGAGCGAACGGUUGCCUCUCAAGCCGAGACCGUUUGGACGUCCAGUCGAGUUCUGUCUUCGGUUAGAAUUGGUUGGGCUCGUGUUUCUUUAUUUCACUUGGUGUUUGGUUUUUGGCUUCACAAAGGGGUUCAGUUGGAGGAGUUAUGAAUAUCAGUUGAAUCAAUAAAAAGGAUUACAUUACAAUGUCGAAAUUACCCAUCGCCGCUUUCUAUCCAGCUGCAACAACCAACCUUUACGAAGCUCAUACCCGGAAUUCCACUCGGAUGCAAGGAGGCGGUUUAUCGAAUAACAUCAUCAAUCGAACAGCACCAGCCGUCACACCGGCUGAAAGUAACAAUAUAUCUAGUCCGGUUGUGCUCUGCGUUGAUGGCGUUCUUCUCUGGUUACUCAUCGCAUGGAUCACAGCUGGAACAGCAGCUAUUAUCACACUCCUCAUUAAAUCCUGUCGCAACAGAUGGAAACAUGUAGAGCAAGAAGAGUUCGACUGGGGCGGAUUGGAACGAUCACGUCCUAGCGCAAGCCAACACACUCGAUCAACGAGUUGUUCGUCGGCACCUUCCGUCCGCAAUGCUAUUCCAACACCCAAACCAUCAGUUCCACAUUCUACACCGUCUAGGUUCAGUCACCGUGCUUCAGCGCGUCAAUUUAGUUCAAGACGAGCGGAAGUAGAAGAAGGUAACCGCCGUCCCAAAUCACGAAGUCGGCGACUACAAUCGACGACAGCUUGAAGUGGAAGAACCUUCCUCACUACAUGAAUACUCGACAAACAUUAAUUAACAUUUAAUCACACAUCAUUAACGUUACCCAUGUCUCAAAAGUACAAUCAAAGAAAAUAAAUUGAAUUCACAGAGAGUUUAGUUGGGUCGUCAACCGACAAGACUAUCACCAUCUGUAUUCAUGAACAGAAUUGUAUAAGAUUAAAGAUAUACUCGGAUGUCCCAUCCAGUGGUGACUUAUCUUCUCCGAUCGCUAAAAGUUCGAGGACUACCAUAACCAUUAAAGUAAACAAGUGGAAAUAAUAACCGGGAAGGA